Messenger RNA from Nomascus leucogenys (northern white-cheeked gibbon), 3820 nucleotides. Its product is annotated as cytosolic phospholipase A2 beta. Gene Ontology annotation, biological process: glycerophospholipid catabolic process. The record is from RefSeq and is a predicted model, not a curated record. Lineage: Eukaryota; Metazoa; Chordata; Mammalia; Primates; Hylobatidae. The transcript is spliced from 19 exons. Gene Ontology annotation, molecular function: calcium ion binding; calcium-dependent phospholipid binding. Gene Ontology annotation, cellular component: cytosol. Bases 1128 to 3533 code for a protein of 801 amino acids.
CCAGUAUGGUCUCGAUCUCCUGACCUCGUGAUCUACCCGCCUCGGCCUCCCAAAGUGCUGGGAUUACAGGUGUGAGCCACUGCGCCUGGCCUAUGAGUCGUAUGUUCUGAUCCUCCCUCUUGAAGUUGCCUUCUGCGGUCUAAGGAGGGCCUGAAGGUUCAGGUAAAAACUUUAGGGUGACCUUCACUGGGGGUGAUGGCUGUAUCCCAGCCUGGGCCCAGAGAUCCGUCAGCUGCCCAAGUCUCGCUGUCCAUGAGAGCCACCGCAGCCCCUCCCUGGGACAAGCAAGCAGACCUCAGUCUUGUAGCUCUCUGGCCUGGACCUCUUCGGCCCAGGACCUUGAGAACUAUUCCUAGCUCUGCUAUGGUUACUGUCCUCCCCCAGUUCAGGGGCAGCAGGUGGGACCUGGUGCCCUGGGGAUAACCCCUGUUCUCCCAUAACAGGCACAGGCAGGAAGGGACGGAAGCCCCCGCCUCUCUUGGGGCUGUCCCUCUGAGGAAGGAGUCGGUCUCCACCCUCUGACCCCCCCCACAAACCGUGUCCUGGAGACAGAAGAACCCCCUGCCCCUGAGUGCCAACCCACAGGCCUCAUCCCCGGCCACUCAGCACCCAGCUUUGAAGGGCUGUUUUAUGUGACGGCCACUCCCCUGCCUGUCAUGAGGGGGCCUGGGUGCUCAUCUCUGAUGGAGCCCUGCCAUCAAGACUGGGCAUUCCUGUCCAACAGGUGCCAGAGUUGCGAAAGGCCUGCGAUGGGGAACUCCACUCUUCCCUUGGCUGCUGUUCUGGGACUCACCCCUGCCUUCCUUCUGCUCAGCCCCUGGCAGCAAGCUCUCCAGGCUGGCAUUGCAGAGCUGGGAGUUCAGGGCUGGGUGGGGCAGGCCCAGCUGGUAAUGGCUGGCGAGUGCCACAGAGGUGUCAGGAGCUCUAGUACAGGCUUAGGGUGCCUCGUUCCCUGGACAGGUGGCUGGUCCAGGAGUGGGUGUGGAGCUUAGGUGGAGCAGAGGCGGCGGGUGGGAGGGACUUGGGACCAACUGGGACAUCACAUCCCUGGCUCUGGGUUAGAAAGCUGACAGUCCUUGAUCCUGUGGCCACUGCCCCAUUGUUCCUGCUCCUGAGGACUCAGUCUCAUGGCUCUGGCAGAGGUAUCCAGGACCUGCCUGCUCACGGUUCGUGUCCUGCAGGCCCAUCGCCUACCCUCUAAGGACCUAGUGACUCCCUCUGACUGCUACGUGACUCUGUGGCUGCCCACGGCCUGCAGCCACAGGCUUCAGACACGCACAGUCAAGAACAGCAGUAGCCCUGUCUGGAACCAGAGCUUUCACUUCAGGAUCCACAGGCAGCUCAAGAAUGUCGUGGAACUGAAAGUCUUUGACCAGGACCUGGUGACCGGAGAUGACCCUGUGUUGGUGAGGGGCGCCUGGAAGUUGAAUUUCGCCUGCAGAGUCUGUGAGUCGGGCCUGGGGCAGUUUGGAUGGGAGUGCCUCGUGGGAAGGACAGCACUAGUGCCUGGGGGAUGCCCAGGUCUCUGUGGGGUGAGAACCUGGACUUCUGCUAAGGGGGCUCUGGGGGCUCUUUCCAGGGCUGACCGUGGCGAGUGGCUCAUCAGCAAUGGCGUUCUGGUGGCCCGGGAGCUCUCCUGCUUGCACGUUCAACUGGAGGAGACAGGAGACCAGAAGCCCUCAGAGCGCAGAGUUCAGCUUGUAGUUCCUGGGUCCUGUGAGGGUCUGCAGGAGGCCUCUGUAGGCACUGGCACCUUCCGCUUCCACUGCCCAGCCUGCUGGGAGCAGGAGCUGAGUAUUCACCUGCAGGAUGCCCCCGAGGAGCAACUAAAGGUGCCACUGAGUACCCUGCCCUCUGGCCAACUGGUGAGGCUUGUCUUCCCCAUGUCCCAGGAGCCCCUGAUGAGAGUGGAGCUGAAAAAAGAAGCAGGACCGAGGGAGCUGGCCAUGCGACUGGGCUUCGGGCCCUGUGCAGAGGAGCAGGCCUUCCUGAGCAGGAGGAAGCAGGUGGUGGCCGCGGCCCUGAGGCAGGUCCUGCAGCUGGAUGGAGACCUGCAGGAGGAUGAGAUCCCAGUGGUAGCUAUUAUGGCCACUGGUGGUGGGAUCCGGGCAAUGACUUCCCUGUAUGGGCAGCUGGCUGGCCUGAAGGAGCUAGGCCUCUUGGAUUGUGUCUCCUACAUCACCGGGGCCUCAGGCUCCACCUGGGCCUUGGCCAACCUCUAUGAGGACCCAGAGUGGUCUCAGAAGGACCUGGCAGGGCCCACUGAGUUGCUGAAGACCCAGGUGACCAAGAACAAGCUGGGUGUGCUGGCCCCCAGCCAGCUGCAGCGGUACCGGCAGGAGCUGUCUGAGCGUGCCUGCCUGGGCUACCCAAGCUGCUUCACCAACCUGUGGGCCCUCAUCAACGAGGCGCUGCUGCAUGAUGAGCCCCAUGACCACAAGCUCUCAGAUCAACGGGAGGCCCUGAGUCAUGGCCAGAACCCUCUGCCCAUCUACUGUGCCCUCAACACCAAGGGGCAGAGCCUGACCACUUUUGAAUUUGGGGAGUGGUGCGAGUUCUCUCCUUACGAGGUUGGCUUCCCCAAGUACGGGGCCUUCAUCCCCUCUGAGCUCUUUGGCUCUGAGUUCUUCAUGGGGCGGCUGACGAAGAGGCUUCCUGAGUCCCGCAUCUGCUUCCUAGAAGGUAUCUGGAGCAACCUGUAUGCAGCCAACCUCCAGGACAGCUUAUACUGGGCCUCAGAGCCCAGCCAGUUCUGGGACCGCUGGGUCAGGAACCAGGCCAACCUGGACAAGGAGCAGGUCCCCCUUCUGAAGAUAGAAGAACCACCCUCAACAGCAGGCAGGAUAGCUGAGUUUUUCACCGAUCUUCUGACGUGGCGCCCACUGACCCAGGCCACACAUAAUUUCCUGCGUGGCCUCCAUUUCCACAAAGACUACUUUCAGCAUCCUCACUUCUCCACCUGGAAAGCUACCGCUCUGGAUGGGCUCCCCAACCAGCUGACACCUUCGGAGCCCCACCUGUGCCUGCUGGAUGUUGGCUACCUCAUCAAUACCAGCUGCCUGCCCCUCCUGCAGCCCACUCGGGACGUGGACCUCAUCCUGUCAUUGGACUACAACCUCCAUGGAGCUUUCCAGCAGUUGCAGCUCCUGGGCCGGUUCUGCCAGGAGCAGAGGAUCCCGUUCCCGCCCAUCUCGCCCAGCCCGGAAGAGCAGCUCCAGCCUCGGGAGUGCCACACCUUCUCUGACCCCACCUGCCCCGGAGCCCCUGCGGUGCUGCACUUCCCUCUGGUCAGCGACUCCUUCCGGGAGUACUCGGCCCCUGGGGUCCGGCGGACACCCGAGGAGGUGGCGGCUGGGGAGGUGAACCUGUCUUCAUUGGACUCUCCCUACCACUACACGAAGGUGACCUACAGCCAAGAGGACGUGGACAAGCUGCUGCACCUGACACAUUACAAUGUCUGCAACAACCGGGAACAGCUGCUGGAGGCCCUGCGCCAGGCGGUGCAGCGGAGGCAGCAGCGCAGGCCCCACUGAUGGCCGGGGCCCCUGCCACCCCUGACUCUCAUUCAUUCCCUGGCUGCUGAGUUGCAGGUGGGAACUGUCAUGACGCAGUGCUUCAGAGCCUCGGGCUCAGGUGGCCCUGUCCCAGGGUCCAGGCUGAGGGCUGGGAGCUCCCUAGGGCCUCAGCAGUUUGCAGUGGGGUAAGGAGGCUGAUCCCAUUUGUGUAAUCAAUCACCCAAAACCCCGCGGCCCGUGUCUGUUUUCCCUUCUGUGCUACCUUGAGUAGUUGGAGCACUUGAUACAUUAGACUCAUACAAAUG